UCUGCUAUGCUUUCAGCUGUACUCCUUUUGUUAUUUUUUAUCCAAAAUGUGCAAAAUUUUGAUAAAAUUGAGCUGGAAGAUAUUACUGUUUACUUUCCUCUCAAAGUGGACUACUUGGCUCCGUUUGGAUGUGCAACUGGGACUAAAUGUGAUGAUGAAGGCGCUGCCUACAUCCCAUCAGCUAUGGAAAUUGCCAUCAACCGUCUGAACGCCGAUAAGGAUCUUGAAGUCUUCCAUGACCUCGAUGUUAACUAUGUGGACACAUCAAAGACAGCGGGUCCUCGAGCAGCAAGAACAGCGGCCUUGAACAAUGGAACGAUUGCCGCAUUGGGUUUAAUGCGUGACUGCUAUAUUCAGAGCACAAUUUUGAAUAUCAACUCGAAAAUCGCAGUUUCAGAUGUUUGUGAAAUGGACUUAUCUAGUGUGAAAGGGUUCGAUCAAACCUCUGUGCUCAUGAAUUCUCAGACUAAUUCGCUAGCAAAGUCAGUUAUGUAUUUCUUGGACAAGUAUCAAUGGAAGAAAGUGGCCCUAGUAUCCCCGUCUACAGUUUUGACGGCUUUUGCUACAAGAGUGCGCUCGGACUUGUUAGAUGCCCUGACAGCGAAUAAAAUAGAUAUCCUGGUGGAUUCUAGGCUGGACCCAAUGAGUGAUAUCACUGAUAAAGUUAAGGAAGACGCAGAGAAAGCCAGAAUAUUCAUAAUCUGCGAUUGGUCCUCGAACGCAAACCUUCUCCGGAACUACCUAUUCAAACUCGGCGAGAUGAACAAAAUGCAGUCUGGAGAGUACUUUGUCCUUGGAUACAUCUCCUAUGACACCAACUAUCAGUGGCUGGAGGCUUCAAGUGGGGACCAGAGGCUCGUGCAUUUGGGUGCCAGUGAUAUUAAUGACUACAACCUGACGGAAAAUGACCUUCACGAGGUGUACAAGAACGUGGUAAUUCUAUCCGAUGGACCACCGCCGGCGGAGCCGAACUCCACUUGGGAGGAUAUCAAAAGUCAGGUCUUGAUGAAGAAGCCCGCAAAAAUGUGCCCGCCGUAUUGCAAUACUACAGUUUCGGAGAAAAUAACCCCACGCUGGGACCGCAUAAAACUCCUAUUCGACAGCAUCCAAUAUCUCGCGGACGCAACAAAUGAUGCUCUGAACAUCGGUGCCAACAUCUACCAAUCGGAUAUAUUCUACGAAUACCUUAUCAGUCGCAAGAUCGAUAGUGUCACAGGUGUCACAGAGUUCAUCGAUGGAUAUGGAGCAAUCGUUGGCUCAAUACAGAUCUACUAUCAUUUCUCAAGCUCCUCUCACAACUCGUACUCUCUCUUCCCGUGUGCACGGCUUGCCCAGUCAAGCCUUCUGAAUACAGUUUGGUCGCUUACGGAUUACAGCGAGGGGUUGUCAAUUGAUUUUGUGAAUAAGUCGGCUCCAAAGGAUACACCGGUUUGUGGGUUCUAUGGGGAGAAUUGUGGACCACCGGCGAACAAUACAUUUAUCAUUGUGAUAUCUGUCGGGGUGGCUGUUCUGAUUGGUUUGGCGAUUGCUGCCGCUUUCCUGUACAAACGCUACCGUUACGAACGAAGGCUUCAUUCCUUGUUCUUCAUGAUCGAUCGGAAUCAGAUCAUACUUAAGAAGCACACCAACUUGAUGAGCCAGCAGAGUCUGCGGAGUAUGGCUAGCAUUCAUGGAAGUGUGGUGGCAGCGUCCCAAACCCUCCGAGACUCUCACUUCUUCAUCGAAGACUACAACAAUGCAUCCUCAAUCAACGCCUCAUCCAUCUUCAACACCGGAUCCACAGCCCGAGCAGGCCCAUUCGGCCCAAUACCCGGAUUUGGAGGUGUCACUGGAGCUUCCGAAGAUGAGAAGUGGCAUCAAAUCCCUGAUUUCGGCGUUGGUCUCUAUGAGGGAAGAACCGUUGCACUGAAGAGAAUCUAUAGAAGUGACGUGGAGUUCACGAGGAGUAUCCGACUGGAGAUUGCGAAGCUUCAAGAGUCGGUGAACUCGAAUGUCAUAGAAUUUGUGGGAAUGGUUGUGCAAUCGCCGGAUGUAUUUGUGGUUUAUGAGCUUGCUCAGAGAGGAUCCUUGAAAGAUAUUCUGGAUAAUGAUGAUAUGCCGUUGGAUGAUGUGUUCAGAAGUCAGAUGACAAAGGAUAUAAUCGCCGGCCUUGAGUACCUCCACUCCUCCCCAAUUGGCUGCCAUGGCCGUCUGAAAUCCACCAAUUGCCUUAUCGAUGCUCGCUGGAUGGUUCGUCUAUCAAGUUUCGGGCUCCGUGAGCUGCGCGGAGAGGAAACCUGGCAGCAGGAAGAUGACGUUCAGGAGGGCAAGGAUCAGCUGUGGACAUCGCCGGAGUUGUUGAGAUGGAGCACAGGGUUGAGCCAAUGCGGAGUUCUACUGGUGCAAAAGUCGGAUGUCUAUAGUUUGGCGAUUGUGUUAUACGAGCUGUUCGGACGGUUGGGACCAUGGGGAGAUGAGCCGAUGGAGCCGAGGGAAAUUGUGUCCCUGGUGAAACGGGAAGCCUUGGCCGGCAAGAAACCAUUCCGCCCGGAUAUGGCUGUGCUCAAGGAGUCUCCUCGUAUUGUCCAGGAGACUGUUGUCGCCGCGUGGACUGAGGAUCCUCUCAACCGCCCGUCCUUGCAUCAAAUCAAACGGAAGUUGAAACCUUUGACUAUAGGGCUAAAGCGAACGAUCAUGGACAAUAUGGUGUCAAUGAUCGAGAAGUACACGGACAAGUUGGAGAAGGACAUUGCCGAACGUAAUGAGGAGCUGGAAGGCGAGAAGGCAAAGAGUGAAGCUUUGUUGAAGAUGAUGCUUCCGGAGGUAGUAGCUGACAGUUUGAAGCUAGGAUCCAACGUCUCUGCGGAGAGCUUCGAGAACUGCACCGUUUUCUUUUCGGAUUGCCCUGGAUUCGUUGAAAUGUCAGCCACAAGUAAACCUAUAGAUAUUGUCCAAUUCUUGAACGAUUUGUACACGGUCUUCGAUCGAAUCAUUGAUCAAUUUGACGUCUACAAAGUGGAGACAAUUGCAGACGCUUAUAUGGUCGCCUCGGGAUUGCCUGUACCAAAUGGAAACCAUCACGCUGGGGAGAUCGCAUCUCUUGGACUUGCUUUGCUGAAAGCUGUUGAGAGUUUUAAAAUUCGUCACUUACCAAAUGAGAAGGUUCGACUAAGAAUUGGUAUGAACUCGGGACCUUGUGUAGCAGGGGUUGUUGGAUUGAAGAUGCCGCGAUAUUGCUUGUUCGGGGACACAGUGAACACGGCAAGUCGCAUGGAGAGUAAUGGAAUUCCUCUCCGCAUCAACUGCUCCGGCACCGCCAAAGAAAUUCUCGACCAGCUCGGUGGCUAUGAGAUCGAAGAACGCGGAAUUGUGGAGAUGAAGGGAAAAGGCAAACAGAUGACGUAUUUUGUGAGAGGCGAGAAUUCGGAUAUGAGAAGAGAGCGGAUUAUCAGAGAACGUGUCAAGUUCGCAAGCUUGAAGAAGGCUCAGAUCCAAGAGAAGACUUAUGAAUUCUCGUGAAUUUGGAGUUCUGUUGUUGGACAAUUUAUUUGCUUUUUUUAAAGAUUGAAUAAAUUGUUCAUUGUUAAAUC
Caenorhabditis elegans is the source of this 3569-nucleotide messenger RNA. RefSeq names its product Receptor-type guanylate cyclase gcy-21 (gene gcy-21). The transcript is spliced from 17 exons. Gene Ontology annotation, cellular component: plasma membrane. Bases 7 to 3498 code for a protein of 1163 amino acids. Gene Ontology annotation, molecular function: guanylate cyclase activity; ATP binding; phosphorus-oxygen lyase activity. Lineage: Eukaryota; Metazoa; Nematoda; Chromadorea; Rhabditida; Rhabditidae. Gene Ontology annotation, biological process: intracellular signal transduction; cyclic nucleotide biosynthetic process. The record is from RefSeq and is marked reviewed.